This is a messenger RNA of Selaginella moellendorffii, 1979 nucleotides long. RefSeq names its product NADPH-dependent diflavin oxidoreductase 1. The record is from RefSeq and is a predicted model, not a curated record. The coding region runs from base 52 to 1929 and encodes 625 amino acids. Gene Ontology annotation, molecular function: NADPH-hemoprotein reductase activity; FMN binding; flavin adenine dinucleotide binding. Lineage: Eukaryota; Viridiplantae; Streptophyta; Lycopodiopsida; Selaginellales; Selaginellaceae. The transcript is spliced from 12 exons. Gene Ontology annotation, cellular component: cytosol.
UUAGCGUUUGAGUGCGCUUUGGUGCUUAGCUAGGGUUCUUGCGCGGUCGCCAUGGAUCGGCGAGCGCGAAUUCUCGUCUUGUACGCGUCGCAGACUGGUAAUGCCGAGGAUGUAGCUGAGCGGAUUGGCCGCGAGGCCGCGCGCCGCGCCUAUCUUCCCCAAGUGAUGAGUAUGGAUCGCUACGAUCCGCGGCAGCUCGCAUCCGAAAAUGCUGUGAUUUUUGUGGCAUCGACGACCGGGCAAGGGGAUAAGCCAGACACUAUGAAGAGGUUUUGGAAAUUUUUGCUGAAUAGCUCUCUGAGUAAGAGGUGGCUAGAGAAUGUGAAUUACGCUGUUUUCGGACUCGGUGACUCGGGGUACCAGAAGUUUAACUUCGUCGCUUUGAAACUUGAUCGAAGAUUGGCGGACCUCGGAGCAAAGUCUAUAGUUUAUAGAGGGCUGGGGGAUGACCAGCAUCGUUCUGGAUACGAAGGAGCAUUGGACCCAUGGCUCACUUCUUUGUGGUCCGCCGUGCGUGGAAUUUAUGGUAGAGAAGAAGCGAGCGAACCCGCUAAUGAUACAGCUUGGCAGCUUGAUCCUCCCAAGUAUAAAAUAGUUUAUCACCAGCCUCACAUCUCAUCUGUUGCAGAAGGCUAUAGCACAGAUGUGCAGAGAAAAUGGAUUGAGCACGACCGAGCACGGACCAUGAUAGAAGUUGCCAGUGGCUCCUUCAAUCCGCCAAUUGCCGAUGACAAAAACUUUGGUCGGGUUCCCAACAAUCCCGUCUUUGCACAAGUGAUUAAAAACAUGAGGCUGACCGACACAAGCCACGAACAGGAUGUUCGACACUUGGAAUUCGACCUUGGUGGUUCUGGACUAGAGUACGCUCCCGGUGACGUGCUUGGAGUUUUUCCAGCUCAAAGUGAGGAAGCUGUCUCCAGGUUUAUGGAAAGAUGCGGGUUGGAUGAACCUGCACUCGUUUCGGUUGAACCAGCAAACGCUGUAGAAGGUUAUCAAAAUGUUGCUCCUGUCACACUGAGGACGCUUGUUGAGGCCGUGAUGGACGUUAGUUCCGCGUCUCCCCGUCGCUACUUCUUUGAGGUGAUGAUGCAUUUUGCUGAAGCAGAGCACGAGAAGGAAAGACUGCAAUACUUUGCGACGUCCGAGGGAAGGGAUGAUCUUUACAACUACAACCAACGAGAGAGACGCACAGUAACCGAGGUGCUCGAGGAUUUUCCUUCUGUCCGGCUUCCACUGGAAUGGCUUGUGCAGCUUGUUCCGCGCCUUCGACCUCGAUACUUCUCCAUCUCGUCGUCUCUCAAAGCGCAUCCCAAUGAGAUCCAUCUCACAAUGGCCGUGGUGCAGUGGACAACUCCCUUCAAACGGAAAAGGCAAGGCCUGUGCUCCACUUGGCUGGCCCAACUCGAUUCCAAAACAGGUGUAGUUCCAGUAUGGGUGACGAAAGGAAUCCUCAAGCUUCCUCGUCCUUCGGUACCGCUGAUACUCGUCGGUCCGGGAACCGGCUGUGCUCCAUUCCGAGCCUUCAUCGAGGAGAGAGCCGCGAUCGCUGCAAGCCAGCCAGUAGCUCCAAUCCUCUUCUUCUUCGGAUGCCGCUACAGCGCAAAGGAUUUCCUCUACAAGGAACAGUGGCAGGCUUUCGCCCAAGAUCGAGGCGUGCUCUCGCAGGAAAAUGGCGGUGGCUUCUUCGUCGCAUUCUCCAGAGACCAGCCGAGAAAGAUCUACGUCCAGCACAGGAUUCGCGAGCAGAGCAAGCUGGUUUACAAGCUGAUCGAAGAUGGGGCAGCGAUCUUCGUCAGUGGCUCCGCCGAUAAGAUGCCGGCGGACGUAGCGCAAGCUUUCGACGAGAUCGCUGCCGAGAUGGGCGAUCCUCGAGCGGCGCCUAAGAAGCUAGAAGCUCUCGGGAGAUAUGUAGUGGAAGUUUGGACGUGAAUGAGCUAGGAGGAAUAUUCGAGAGAAAAUUAGGGUUCUUCCGACGAAAA